AUGGACUCUUCACAACCUGUUCUCCCGCCUAUGGGAGCUGCCCUUCCUGCAGCGUUAGCGUUCCGGAAGAAUCUGGUGUGCUACACUUCAGAUCCCAGCGUUUUGAUCGAAUAUCUGCAGCGUCUAAGACUGCCGUAUUGUCUUUGGGACGACUACGACUGCAUAGAUAUCAAGGAUAAGCCAGAAACGGGAACCGUGCUGGUCCUUCCAAACGUUGACAAAACGCUCAACAUCCAACAGGACAAACUGGCCCGGUUUCUACAAAAGAUGCGGACGCGACAAACGCCGUUUUUCACGGCAAUUGCCACUGUGUCGCCCGAGUUUGUGCCCUACGCCCACAUGACAGCUUAUUUAAAGCGCCAGUUUUGGUUUGCUUGCCAAGACGCACGGCCCCAAGAUCUGGUAGAGCUGGCCCACGAGGAACUCCCGCAAUUGAUGUCCGCACUUGGCCGGAUCCACGUACAUCCGUCCAUCAGACGUUAUGUCCUCGAUAUCAUAGUGCAUUUGAGGGUCCACAGGUUUGCCAAACAGGCCUCUGGUGGUGGCUGCAACGCCAAUGCGCUGCGUGACAUGCUCGAGUUGUGCCAGACGCUGGCUUUGGCCCAAGAACGCACAUUUGUCGUUCCUGAACUCGUCAAGCUGGCUGCCCACUGGUAUUUCCCGUUUCACCUCGAGCUCAUCCAAGAUCCCCGCCAUGAAAUUUCCCUCCAGUUUGGCUCAGACCCGGAUUUGAUCAGCCAGGUGCUGACCAAAUUGCAGAAUUUCUCUCUUGAGAGGUCUCAGGAGUCUCAUUACCCAUUGUACUUUCAACACAUGGUUCUCAGGGACGUUUUACGAAUAAUAGUCCCACCCAUUUAG
Lachancea lanzarotensis is the source of this 858-nucleotide messenger RNA. RefSeq names its product LALA0S02e02630g1_1 (gene MTC2). The coding region runs from base 1 to 858 and encodes 285 amino acids. The transcript has a single exon. The record is from RefSeq and is a predicted model, not a curated record. NCBI's taxonomy places the organism in Eukaryota, Fungi, Ascomycota, Saccharomycetes, Saccharomycetales, Saccharomycetaceae.